Molecule: messenger RNA, 1683 nt
Organism: Quercus robur (English oak)
Lineage: Eukaryota; Viridiplantae; Streptophyta; Magnoliopsida; Fagales; Fagaceae
Exons: 3
Coding region: 97-1371 (424 amino acids)
Biological process (GO): mRNA splicing, via spliceosome
Cellular component (GO): U2-type spliceosomal complex
Source: RefSeq, a predicted model, not a curated record
UCAGAUUAAAAGAUUAAGAUUAUUGAAGAAGAGCAGAAAAGGAUUCAAUUGUAGUGGUUGUUGUUGUUGAAGUUUGAUUGAAGAAGAAGAAGAAGAAUGGCGUUGAAAUUCUUGAACAAGAAGGGAUGGCACACGGGCUCUCUUCGGAACAUAGAGAACGUGUGGAAAGCCGAGCAAAAGCGCGACGCAGAAGAUAAGAAAUUGGAAGAACUCCGCAAACAGAUCCAGGAGGAAAGGGAGCGCCACGAGUUUCGUCUCCUUCAAGAACAAGCCGGUCUCGUUCCUAAGCAGGAGAGAUUGGAUUUUCUGUACGAUUCGGGAUUGUCUGUAGGGAAGGGAAGCAGUUCCGAUGGAGGAGGAUUUAAGGCUCUUGAAGCGAAAACUGCCGAUACUGGCAAGGCCGGCGAGGCGGCGGCGGCAGCUUCAUCGUCGGCACCGGCAUCGGCUACGCCUGGAGCUUUGUUCGAGGACAAGCCUCAGUCUGCGAAUGACGCGUGGAGGAAACUUCAUUCGGAUCCUUUGCUUAUGAUUCGGCAGCGCGAGCAGGAAGCUCUUGCUCGCAUCAAGAACAACCCUGUUCAGAUGGCCAUGAUUCGCAAAUCCGUUGAAGAAAAGGCACCUAAGAAGAAAGAUCAUGAUAAAAAGGAAUCCCGGAAGAAACACCAUCAUAGUAGUUCAAAGUAUCAAAAGCGUUCAUCAUCCAGACAACAGUCGGAUUCAGAAGAUGUCACUGCUGAAGGGGAAAAAAGGAAGACUCAUAGAUACAAGAAUUCAAAUUAUGAUGAGCAUUCAAGUUCAGAAGAUGAAUCUAGUAAAAUGGAAAGCCAACGUCGGAAGGAUCGCUACAAGAGCUCUAAGUAUAGAGAGCAGUCACCCACGGGCCUGUCUAGCCGGAAUACUGCAAAAAAUAAUGGUCAAGAUCGUUUGAAGGGAAAUCAUAGCAUGUCAGAACGGGAAACAUUUUCUUCAAAAGGUCGGGCAGAUCAUGAUGUUGUAGAAAAGGAAAGGGAAAGCAGAACGGUUCGUGAAGCAAGCCGUUACCAUGGGCAGGAGUCACACUCUAAGCGCCGCAAUGUUGCUUCUAAACUUUCUGAAGAGGAGCGGGCUGCUAGGUUACGAGAGAUGCAAGUGGAUGCCGAGUUGCAUGAAGAGCAAAGAUGGAAACGUUUGAAGAAGGCUGCGGAGGAUGAUGCGCAAGAAGCUACCCAGGAUAGCAAAACUCGUGGCAAGAAUUUCCUGGAUGCCACUCAGAGAAGUGUCUAUGGUGCUGAGAAAGGUGGAAGCUUAACUAUUGAGGAGAGUGUCCGUCGCCGAACACAUUAUUCACAGGGCAGGUCUGAAGCACGUGAAGGCAAUGCUUUUCGGCGGUGAUGAAGUUGUUUAUUGCCUGUUGUAAUUACUCCAGCUCGUAAAAGUGUGCUUCUCCAACUUCGCCCUACAUGCAGGGUAUGUUUCUUGUACCAACUUUGACCCAUGUUGUAAUGACAAAUUAUUGAAUGUCAAGCUGAAUUAUGUUGAUGCAGAAUAUCCUCCAUAUCUCUACGUAAUUCUCAUAGUUAGCCCAGAACGACCAAAUACAGUCUAAUGUAGACAUGCAGAUCUGUGCCUUGUAUUUUUGUGAAUUAUGAAUUUUUCUUGUAGUAUGUUGUAACUGGUAAAGUGAUUAACAUCAUUCAUCCACAA